CUCAAAUUAGUGUCUAAAAUAAAAAAAAUAUAAUGAUCCAAUAACGUGCACGAAAACCAACUGCAAAACAAUGAGUGACAAAAAUAAACAGGAGGUCAAACAACCGAAUUCCUGCUGCGUGUCAUCGUCUGCAGAAGAAUCCGCUCCACCAAUUGGCAAUACCAGAGAUUGUGAUGAUAAUGUCGUUUCGGAGUCACGUGCUGAGAAUAAUUACAAUGAAUUGGUGGAGUCUGAUCAAAAUGAUGACAACGGUGAUUCGAACCCAUCACCUCCUUCUGGCCCACCGCUACAGCGAGAAGAGUUAGAAGACUCUUCAGAAGACGAUACCCCUGAUCUGGAUCAUAAAAUAAGCCAAAUAAGGGGCUUAGAAGGCUUGGUCGUGAAUAGCUCGGAAUGGUACGAUCGCGUCAAGCUACACUUGACUCAUUUUGAACGAGAGGAAUUGUGGGACAGAACACCUUGGGAAAUAAAAAUGUAUUGGGAUGACGUCGAUUACGAUGAUGAAAAUGAAGAUGAUGAAGCUGAACUUGCUGACCUCACUAACCAUGCUGACCUCACUAACCAUGCUGACCUUACUAACCAUGCUGAACGUGAUGAUAAUGACGAUCCUGAUGAUCCUAUUAAUUGAGCUAAUACUGCUCCUCCUGAGUUCUUAAAGGAUCAGUACUAUAUUGCACUUAUUUAAAAAAAAAUGUUCAAGCACAAUUUGUUUGUUGUAAAAUCAUGUUAUUUUGUGUUUUCGC
Nymphalis io (European peacock) is the source of this 743-nucleotide messenger RNA. RefSeq lists its product as uncharacterized. NCBI's taxonomy places the organism in Eukaryota, Metazoa, Arthropoda, Insecta, Lepidoptera, Nymphalidae. The transcript is spliced from 6 exons. Bases 71 to 628 code for a protein of 185 amino acids. The record is from RefSeq and is a predicted model, not a curated record.